Funneliformis caledonium is the source of this 147-nucleotide messenger RNA. The record is from the annotation of a GenBank genome assembly. NCBI's taxonomy places the organism in Eukaryota, Fungi, Glomeromycota, Glomeromycetes, Glomerales, Glomeraceae.
AAUAAAUCAAAAGAUCAACUUAGAAGAAAGCAUGUUCAGAUAAAACAAGAUAACAAAAAUCUUGAAGAUAAUUCUGUUAAUGCCUUUCAGGAUCGUCAUGGACUUUCGGAAACGAAAACAGCAUUACGAUUUAACGAAAGGAUUUGA